CCCAGCCGUAGCCGGCCAGCAGGCUGCAGGUAGACGAAGGAACGGGCUACCCCCAUUCCCCCCACUUCUCCAGAUCCCCCUCCGCAAUCCACCUUCGCGCGUCUAGCACGGCGCCGGUGCCGAAGCCGGCGACCGUGGCCAUGCAGUCGCCGGAGCCCUCCUCCUCCUCCCCGGUCCUCCUCAAUAUAGGGGGAAAGAAGUACGCAACCACCGUGGAGACACUGACGCAGCGGGAGCCCGACUCCAUGCUCGCCGCCAUGUUCAGCGGGCGGCACACGCUCCCGCAGCACCCAACCACGGGGAAGGGGAUGGUGUUCGUGGACAGGGACGGGAAGCACUUCCGGCACGUGCUCAAUUGGCUCAGGGACGGUGCUAUCCCCGUGCUGUCGGAGUCCGAUUACCAGCAACUGCUGCGAGAGGCAGAGUACUACCAGUUGCUCGGUUUAGCUGAUUACAUAAAUGAGAGGCUUGGUUGGAAGAAAGCCGACAAUUCAGAGGCUGAAUUGACACGAAAGGACGUGAUCAAGUGCAUACAGGCGCAAAGAGUCAGAUUUCGUGGCGUGAAUUUGUCUGGCCUUGAUCUGUCUAAACUUGACUUAUCAGAGGUGGACUUCAGUUAUGCAUGCAUUAAGAACACUGAUUUUUCAUGUGCUAACCUUUACAAAGCAAAAUUUGGGCAGGUGGAAGCUUUGUCUUCGUCUUUCCAAAACGCAAAUUUGCGUGAGUGUGAGUUUGUUGGAGCGAAUCUUCAAGAAUCUAUUCUGGAUGGAGCAAACCUUCGAAGUGCCAACUUGCAAGAUGCAUCCUUAACACGAUGCAGCUUCAUUGAAACAGAUCUCCAUUCUGCCCAUUUACAGACUGCUAACCUUACACAAGCCAACUUAAGAGGAGCUAAUCUUGAAGCAGCCAAUCUCAAGGGUGCUAAGUUGUCUGGUACAAACUUGCAAGACGCAAAUCUUCAGAGAGCUUACUUGCGAGAAGUUGAUUUGCGUGACACUCAAUUGACUGGUGCUAAGCUCGGAGGUGCAAAUCUACUUGGAGCUAUCAGAUGAUCUACAGUUUGUCGGUGUAGCUUCAUACUGUGUAUACUGUACUGUACAAUUUCAUUGGAGGUAAUGCCUGAGGCAUGAUCAUCUGUGCAAUACUGGUCUCAGUCACGAUUGAGAACACAAAUAUUCCCUCUGGUCCAAAAUAAAUCAAUUCAUAGAAUCAACCCAAGUCAAACUAUCUUAAGUUUGACCAACAUUAUAGGAAAGGGUAACAGUAUCUGUGACACCAAAUAAGUACAUUAUGAAAUAGAUUUCAUGAUGUAUGUAUUGAUACUAAUUAGGUGUCAUAAAUAUUGGUGCUUUUUUUUUGUAAUUAUCAAACUUAAAAUAGUUUGGCUUAGGACAACUCUAGAAGUUGAUUCAAUUUUGUGAUGUUGGGAGCAUAUCAGAGAAAAGUAUUGGCUCAAUCCUGUCAAGCACACCAUCUAUGGAGUUCUUUGUAGACUGUCCUCUGAUUGGAAGUUUAGCAAUCUUAGCUGUUAGCGAUCAGAGCUGAAACCAUCAGUCUGCUGUCCACCAGUGGAGUAUAAAGGUAUGGCUGUUCUUAAAUCUGAAGUAAGCCGCAGGCACAUUUACUGGGUCACGAUUGCAAGUGGACAGAUGUACCUGUAUCGUUGUUGCUUCCAUCAUGGUGUCAUUAUCAUGUAGAGGUGGUAUGCACACUAUUUUGAUAGGUGGUCAUGUGUAUUACAGUACGCUGGCUCGGAUCAGGCCAUGUCACCAUAGUAUAUUAGUACGGUGAAUAUCACUUUCCUGCGUCAGCAGCAAAU
This is a messenger RNA of Sorghum bicolor (sorghum), 1819 nucleotides long. RefSeq names its product FH protein interacting protein FIP2. The transcript is spliced from 11 exons. The record is from RefSeq and is a predicted model, not a curated record. Gene Ontology annotation, biological process: protein homooligomerization. NCBI's taxonomy places the organism in Eukaryota, Viridiplantae, Streptophyta, Magnoliopsida, Poales, Poaceae. Gene Ontology annotation, molecular function: protein binding. The coding region runs from base 141 to 1052 and encodes 303 amino acids.